Molecule: messenger RNA, 2064 nt
Organism: Osmerus eperlanus (European smelt)
Lineage: Eukaryota; Metazoa; Chordata; Actinopteri; Osmeriformes; Osmeridae
Gene: slc5a12
Product: solute carrier family 5 member 12
Exons: 16
Coding region: 7-1890 (627 amino acids)
Biological process (GO): sodium ion transport; transmembrane transport
Cellular component (GO): membrane; extracellular exosome
Molecular function (GO): symporter activity
Source: RefSeq, a predicted model, not a curated record
AUAAAGAUGAACUUCCAAUCAUGGGACUACGUGGUGUUUGCCUGUCUGUUCGUGGUCUCCUCUGGAAUAGGGGUCUUCUUCGCCGUGAAGGAGAGAAACAAGGCCUCUUCUAGAGAGUUCCUGGUGGGGGGCCGACAGAUGACCUGUGGUCCCGUGGCUCUGUCCCUCACGGCCAGCUUCAUGUCAGCCGUCACUGUCCUCGGAGCCCCCUCGGAUGUCUACCGCUUUGGGGCUUCUUUCGUACUCUUUGGCGUGGCUUACACCUUGGUGGUGCUUGCAACAGCAGAACUUUUUGUGCCUGUGUUUUAUAGAUCAGGCAUCACAAGUACUUACGAGUAUUUGGAGAUGCGGUUUUGCAGGGGGGUUCGCCUGGCGGCCACUCUAAUUUACAUUUUGCAGACGAUUUUGUACACUGGAGUUGUGGUGUACGCUCCUGCGCUCGCCCUUAAUCAAGUGACUGGCUUCAAUCUUUGGGGUUCUAUAUUUGCCACUGGGAUCGUGUGUACGUUCUACUGCACCUUGGGAGGCCUGAAGGCGGUUGUGUGGACAGAUGCCUUUCAGAUGGUGGUGAUGGUGGUGGGCUUUCUGACUGUGCUGAUCCAGGGGAUGCUGAAGGCAGGAGGGCUUGGGUCCGUAUGGGAGGCAGCGCAGAAAAGCAACAGGCUCUCUGUCUUUGACUUUGACCCUGACCCUCUGAGACGUCACACAUUUUGGACCGUCACCAUUGGAGGGACAUUUACUUGGCUUGGCAUCUACGGGGUUAACCAGUCUACUAUACAGAGGUGUAUUUCCUGCAAGACUGAGACCCACGCCCGACUAGCUCUCUACCUCAACCUCCUGGGUCUGCUGAUCAUCCUGGUGUGUGCUGUGCUGUCUGGCCUCAUCAUGUAUGCCUUCUAUGCUGACUGUGAUCCAUGGACAGCCGGCUUCGUUACGGCCCCCGACCAGCUCAUGCCGUACUUUGUUAUGGAUAUUUUGGGGGAACUCCCAGGCCUUCCCGGACUUUUUGUGGCCUGCGCCUUCAGCGGAACUCUAAGCACUGUGGCGGCCAGCAUCAACGCUCUGGCAACAGUGACCUACGAGGACUUUGUGAAGCAGAGCUGUACAAAUCUCUCCAACUCUGCCAGUGCCUGGAUCAGCAAAGGAUUGUGUAUUGUGUUUGGUGUGGUCUGCACUUCCAUGGCUGUUGCUGCCUCCUAUAUGGGAGGAAUUGUGCAGGCCGCCCUGAGUAUUCAUGGAAUGUGCGGAGGCCCAAUGCUUGGCCUUUUCUCUCUGGGAAUAGUCUUUCCCUGGACCAGUUCAAAGGGUGCUGCUGGAGGGUUGAUGGUGGGCAUUGCCCUCUCGUUCUGGGCCGGCAUGGGGGGGUUUCUUUACCCAGCCCACAGCAACAACACCAGGCCUCUGGACCUCAGCACAGUAGCAUGUCAGCAGGCCAAUGUUUCAGUCAUGCCUGUCACUCCAACUCCACUCUCACUGGACUCCAAUCCUCUCUCAGCCAGGUCACCCUUGGCUGAUUCCUGGUACUCCAUGUCCUAUUUGUACUACAGUGCAGUGGGAUUUAUAUCCACCAUUAUAGCAGGCCUGAUGAUUACCUUCCUUACAGGAUCCACCAGGGGUAAGGAUGUGAAACCUCUCUUAAUACGGCCAGUGUGCAAUCUUUGCUGCUUCUGGUCUGAUAAGUACAAGAAAAUGUGCUGGUGCGCUGUCAGCCAUGACGAGGAUGAACAGGUUUUGGAAAUCCCAGACGUGACGUGGGAGGGAUACUGUGAGCGUGAGGAAAAAAAAGGAAAAAAAGCGUUCAAAAGAAAAAAGCGAGCAACAAACAAUUACGACCUUACGGAAAAAUCAUACACCAAUGCUGGGUUCAAUGAAGACUCUCAGCCUUUCUAAAUGCGAUAUCAUCUAUGGGUCUCAAAUGCAGUAUUUGGAGUGUAUUACGUGGUUUAUGAGCAUAACAGCUAGCGGUGACCUGUUCUUUCUAUAAUAAAAAAGAACAGCCGGAGUAUUUGGUUUAAAAGAUACAAUCCAUAAUUUAUUACAGAAAAGAGUGAUAUCCAAAUAAUU